UCCUUGGGCUUUGUUUCGGUGCGCGUUGAUUCUUCCGCUGGCACCGUGGAAGCCGGCGCCAUGUUCGAGAGCGUGCUGAAUGGCUUGCUGUCCCAAUACCUCGAGCCAUACUUGGACAACAUGGACAACCUGCGGUUCCGCCUGGGGAAGCUGAGCGCGUCGAACCUGAAGCUGAAGAGCAGCCUCUGCGCCCUGCUGGGCUUCGAUGAGCUCGAGCUCCAGGCGGGCCAUGUGGGGCUUCUCGACAUUGAGGUGCCAUUCUUCGCCCUGUUCUCUGGGACCAUGAAGGUGAAGUUGGACAAGAUGGACAUCAAGGUGGUGAUCCGGAAGAGCGCGGGCAAGAGCGCCAAGGAGCGCCUGGAGGAGCUGCGGGAGACGCGGCGCCUGGGAGUGGAGACCAAGGCUGCCCAGCAGCUGGAGAACCGGAAGCACCAGAAGCUGGUGGAGGCGGCGCAGCAGAAAGGCCAAGAGGUGAGCGUGAGCAUGGUGGCGAAGGUGUCGCGGCAGUUUAUCUCCAACGUGCUCAUUGAGAUGUGCGACAUGGCCGUGGGGGUGUCGGAUCCAGAGACGGGCGCCAACGUGAACGUGGAGCUUCGGGCACUUUUUGCCAGAGCCCCUGAUGAGGAGGAAGUGGCGGCCGCCACGUCUCAGCACCUGGAAGAGGAGAGCUCGCAGGCCCAAGAAGAGGUGAAGGUCGCGAAGGCUUUGGGCUUCGAGAAGUUUGUGAUCAGCGGGGGCUUCAAAGAGGUCACCCCCAUUGUGAACCUCCAGAAGUUGCAGGUGGUCCUGCUGCAGAAGCAGGGCAAAAUGCAGCUGGAGUUUAGCAUCGGCGAGCAGGGCUCCGCCCAAAACGACUACGUGGCGUUGUGUUCCCAGCAGAUCCGGGCGCUGCUGAUGCUGUCGAACGCCCUGGGCGAAGAGUCCCGGAGAAUUCAGGCGCUGCUGGCACCGCCGGAUGCGAAGCAGUGGGUGAAUUUGAACACCAAGGAGGGUAUACAGGCGGCGGACCGCGAGUACGUGCACCUUGCCCGGAGAUGGUAUCGGGAGGAGUUGUCCGUGGUGAGCGGGACAAGAUUGCAGCCGUUGUCUGAGAAGGACGAUUUCCGGCUGCAGCUCAUGCGGGACGUGGUGCCGCUGCCUGUGCAGGCGGAGUGGUUCAUGCCGGUCAUGGAAGAGUUGCUGCUGGCAAGAGCUGUGGAGAAGAAGAAACACAUGGCCUGGCAUAAGAAGAUGUUGCAGAACUGCGCUUGCUGGGGCGAGGAUGAGAAGAAGGACCCCCAGGAGUUGGUGAAGACCAUGUACGACGAGGCUGAGGGCCUGAAGGACGUGAAUGUGCCGAACGACAUCUCCGCGGAGCUGAAGAUCGGCAAGCUGCAGCUCCGUGUGGCCAACAACGAGGACGACAUUCUGCACACAUCGCUGGACGGCGUGGACGUCGCGGCCCUGAUUCAGCAAGCCGAAGACCACCGGAAGAUGCCGAGCGCCAAGAUAAAGUUCGAGGCGAACCUUAUGUCUUGGUGCAUUUGGCACCACCGGGAUCACUUGCUCAAAUUCGGCAAUCAGAUGACUCACGGCGAGAAAAAGCCCGCCUUCCGCCUGUUGCUGGAGAAUCGGCUGGAAGAAACCGUGACCGUCACUGCGCUGACUGUGGAGACGCAGCCGCUGGAUCUCUUCUUCCGCGACACCGUCAUCCGAGAGCUUCGCCAGCUUCAGCAGGAGGUGCAGAUCCAGCACACCGAGCUUCCUAGGGCAGCCUCAGCAAUUGAAGUCCAGAAGAAGAAGGAGGAGGAUGCGCAAGUUCGGGAAUCCUACUAUGAGAAGGGCAAGGCGUUCAUGGAGACGAAGGAGGGCCAAGAAUACCUGGAGAUGGCCAAGCAGCGAACCCCCGAUGAGCUGGAGCUCAGCAUCAAGCUCCAGGCCCCACGCCUCUACUUCCCCGUGCGCGGCAAGGCGGCGGUGCACAUGUCCCUGGGCGUGAUGUCGGUGGCCACCAAGCCACACUUCACCCUGGAGGCCGGCGAGCUGGACAUUCAGCUCAAGCCGGACUCCAAGGCGGCACUCUUCUCGGUGGUCACGCGCCAAGGGGUGAAGCAAGACCUCCUCACGUCAAGUCCGCUGGUGACGACCAUGUCCUUCGACGAGGAGUUUGCGCAGGUGAAGCUUCAGCUGGAGUCGAUGGAGAUCAAUGCUUCACCUGCCUUGCUGCAGGUGGUCGCCACCGUGCCGGCCGUUCUCAAAGACGCCAUGAAGGUCCCCGAGGAAGCGGAGGACCCCGUGGUCGCCCCGAACGCCUUCGAAGAGGCACAGGCCAAAGCGUUGCAAAAUGCCUUGGCAGCCUCUGCAGAGCACAGCGCAGCCAAAGGAAAGGCGGCACUGAAAGUGGCGAACCAGGCGGCCGAACAAGCAAUGCAAGAGCAGGAGGACGCCCCAGUUUCGAACAAGAAGCAGCGCGCAUACCAGUUGCUCAUGGAUAUCCAGCAAGUGGGCGUGUUGCUGGACAGCGAUAUCGACAAAUCUGCCCCGGUCAUCCGCCUCUUCACAGCCCUUCGGGCUGUGGAGCUCACCGUGGAGGACGGGAAGAUGACGAUGCCGUUGGAGUCCUCCGCCUUUGCACAAGGCCCGCCGAAGAAGCAGAUGUUCCGGCUCCAGGCGGACGGCUACAACCUGGAAGUGGGGCGCUUUGAGCCGGUGCUGGAGCCCUUCCAGCUGGGCUGCCGCCUGGACGAGGAGAAGUCCGGCAUGCACGUGCAAGUCUUCGGACGCAAGCCCUUGCUGCUGAACAUCAACCCCGUGAUCAUCCGCCGGCUCAUGUGGUACAGCGGGUGCCUUUCGAGGAGUCUCGUGCCGAUGCCGCUUCAGCAGCCGCCGGUGCCUGUGCGCUACGCGAUGCUCAACCUGAGCGGCACCCCGGUGAGGCUCCAUCUGAAAACAGCCAAGGGCCAAGCCUAUUUGGAUAUUCCGCCCACGGGCCAGUCCUGGAGAAACCUGGACCACUUGGAUUUGUCCUUCCCGCCCCGCAUAGGCAUCACCGUGCCCGGCGGGCAGGCGCCGGCGUAUCUGGAUCUGGGGCUCUUGAACUCCGUGAGGAUCCCCAACACUCCGCUCAUCGCGGAGCUUCUGCGGCCCAGCGUGGAAGGCGCCGUGAUUCUCAUCUCCUCGCAAGUGCUGAUCUUCAACGAGACCUCGAUCCCUCUGGGGCUGCGAUUCGGAAAUCGGCCCAUGUUGUGGACGAGUUGUGCCACCUCGGACGUGGUGGACGGCACGGCGCAUCUGGUGGACAAAGCCAGGGAGGGGCGCCAUCCAGGCGCGGUGCCCUCCUGGUUGAUGCCUGGGGGUUUCACCAGCGCGCCGCUGGAGCUUCCCAGGAAGGUGGUUAAGGAGGAGGAGGAUGAUGAUGAUGACGACUCAGACGCGGAGGACGAGGGCGCGAUGGCCUGGGACAUGAUGAUGCAGACGUCGCCGCAGGAAUGGGGCAGAGCCUCCUUCUCUCAGGGCAGUACCUACUGCACGGUGGAGUGUGGUGACCGCCGGAUCAUCGCGGUGGUAGACUUUCAGACCUCGGCGCCCCCCGCCUCGGUGGAGCGCAUGAAGAUCAAGCUGCUGCCGCCGCUGCAGCUCACCUCCUGCCUUCCCUGUAGCAUUCAGGUCAGAUACCACGCAGAGGAGGAGGAGGAAGAGGAUGCGCGGACAUUCCAGAUCUCUGCAACAGAUACGGUGCGUAUCUACGACAUCAACUUCCCGGGGACGGUGAAGAUCCAGGCGGGCCUGGUGAAUGGGCAGCCCUCCACCUGGGGAGAUCUGGUCCUGGACGAAGAGGACAUUGGUGAGGAGGACCGGCUCCUGAGCCGACUGGAAGAGGAGAUGCAAGUCUACACCCCGGAUAUGGGGGAGUACACCUUGGCUUUGCUCGACAAGGGCAAUGGCAAGGUGCAAAUAUGCUGCCAGACAUGGCUGAUCGACAGGACAGGCUGGAACGUCACGGUCUCGCGUGAGGGUCCGCUUGUGCAUGCCGGCGGGGGCAUUUACCUUUGCGGGAACAACGCAAAGUACCACCGCCUGACGAACAAGGGAAAGCAUUCGGCAGACUUUAACUUGCCAACAGGUGUGAACGACUACGCGGUGACGACUUGGCCUGAUGGCAGCUGCGCGUGCGUGCGCUCGCUCCCCCUGCCUGGACAACGGAGCAUAGAGGAGAAGGUGGUCCGAUGCCUGGAGAUCGUGCCCCGCACCGUGGUGAAGAACUGCACCUCGCACGUGGUGGAGUUCAGGGCUGGCCAGGGCUCCGUGACACUGCGGCCGGGGGAGAUGGACACUCCCAGGUUCACAGGGGAGGCCGUGCAGUUCCGGCCCCGGAAUCUCUCGCAGUGGUCCCCGGAUAUCCCCCUCACGGAGGACGCCACAGGCACUGCUGCCAUGUCUUUGGGCGAUCACUGCUGGACGGUGGACCUCCGCUCAGACAACGGGGUGCUGUACUUUUUGCUCGAGGAGGGAAGCAUCUUCGCGGUGCGGAACUUCAUGAAAGACCGGGUGAUCGAAGUCCACCUGCGGAACGUGGUUUACAGAGCCAGGGGCGGAGAGACGGUGGACUUUGGAUGGCUCGAUCCUUUCGACAAGGACAAGGAGCUCGCAAUGGAACUGCUGGUGGAUGAUGAGGAGCUGACCAUCAACCCGCGGGUAGCCUACCGGAAACGGCUCCGCGGCGGCUUGGAGCUCUACAGCUCCUUCGAAAAGUCCAAGACCUAUUUAGAGCUGCGGCGGCGCGGCUCUGAGGCGGACCGUGCUGCCACAACCUUUUCCGUGAUCCUGCCGCGGAUCGGAGUUUCAUUGAUGGGCCGACCACCCUAUCAGGUGCGCUUCUCAGAGAUCCUGUACUUCGAAAUGGCCCUGCUGCAACUGUCUGCGACCAUGGUGCCCAAGGAGGACACCCAGAUUUUCAACAUGUCUCUGGGCGACCUGCAAAUGGACUACCAGAGGCCCGAGAACCCCAAGCAGCACAACGUGAUCAUCGGAAACCGCGGCCUGUCCGGCCGCAAGUUGGUUCGGCCGGUGGUGAAGCUGCACAUCGAGCGGGGGCAGAUCACUUCCUCGGACAUCCACCUGCUGAAGGUGACGGCGCGCGUGGAUGAGCUGGAGGUGUCCGUGGACGAUACGCUGAUCACUACCAUGUUGGGCAUCAUGGAAACCAUGAUGCCGGAUAUGCAAACGAUGACGGCAGCCGGCUUCCCCAUCAGCUCAGUGGAAGCCAUGCAGCGCCAGGCCGGGGUGCCCAUGCUGGCCACCAGCGAUCAGAUUCCCAAGGCCGCAACCAUCUUCCAGAUCGACCAGCUGUUCAUGUCAGCCGUCGCCCUGAAGUUCUGGGUGCGCUUGAAGCUCAAGCGCGUGCGCAGCAUGCUGCCGGCCUGGAUGUGCUCGCUGCUAGGAACCAUGUCAAUGUCCGACCACUUGUCCCUGCAGGGCGCCAACAUCUCAUUGUCCUCGAAGUAUCUGCAGAACUUGCGCGGCAAAGCCGGAGAUUUGGCCUCUGGCUUUGUGCACGAGUGGAUGGGCAACAUGCUGAGAUCUGUGGCAUCAGUGCUAGGCCACUCCUCGCUCAUGGCAAUCCCAAAGGCGCCGGCGGAACUGGUCGACAACAUGUCCCACUACGCCUCCGCCUCCCUGGGCGACGGCGCGGAAGCCACCGCCAGCUUCGUGGAAUCGAUGACUUUGGACCCGGAGUACAUGGCAAAGCACAAGGCGCACCGGCACCAGAGCAUCAGAGGCGCCGGGCAGGGGCUGACAGCAGCCAUCGACAGCUUGGGCCAGGGCUUGUCGGGCAUGAUGGACAUCUUCCGGCGGCCAAUGGAAGGGGCGAAGAAGGACGGGGUCACGGGCUUCGUGAAGGGCAUCGGCACUGGUCUGGUGAGCGGCGUGGUGAAGAGCGUCACCGGCGUGGCGGACGCGGCUGUGGACUUCGGGAAAGGUGUGAUGGCAGAGGCAGAAGAGACCCUGAACCCCAAGCAAACGGUGAACGCGCGCGUGCGGGCGCCUCGGGCGACCUACGGGCCCAUCGGGGCCAUCAUCGAGUACUCAGAGUUGGAUGCGCACGUGGCCGCCUAUGUCCUGGCCGCGGAUCCCUGCUGCGAGAUCGAAGCGAUUGUGCCCCUCUUCAGGUGGGACGAGCCCGCAGUUGUGGUGAACAACAACGAGAACUCCAGCGAUGAUGAGGAGGCGGCGGAGUCCAAGCCCAGCUUCGAGGCCAUGGUCCUCACGGCCCGCGAGGCCUUGGUCUGCGAGAUCCCCUUCGAGCGCUUCGGGAUCGAGGUGCAAGGCUUCUACCCCGACGCCGGGUGCACGGUGAGUGGCCCAAAGAAGGUCCAAAGCCGACUGUUGCCCCAGCUACUACCAGUGCGUCGACCUGCCGGCGAAAUUGGGCAAUUCCAGAUGCGCUUGCGCUUCCCACUGUCCGCUCUGGUCUCCGCCAAGUGGGCCCCGGUGCGGUUCCAGGGUGGCAAGCCUGACCUGCUGCUGGAGCUCCGUUCAAACCAGCGUCCUGCGGUGCACAGCAUCCGCAUGCCUUGGUCCGUGUGCCCCGAGCUGCCGCGGGCGCUCUGCGCGGUGCUGUGCUCUGCGAAUGCCCCGGGCGCGGCGAAGAAGGUGGAGAUCCUCCAGUUCACGCUGACCUCGGCGCGGCGCCAGUUUCAGGGGGACGAGCUCUCGAACCAGGCGGUCGUGCAGGAGGAGUGUUGGGAAGUGCAGAGGGCUGCUUUUGCGGCAGGUUCCAACUCCGGCUGGCAGCGGCCCUUUCUGCCCACCGAGCCGGAGCAACAAGAGACCUGGCUUGCCGAAGGCCUGAAGAAGCGGCACCCCUUACUGGACCCCCUGCGGCACAGCAACGACCACCGGCGCCGGGGGCCGCCGAUGCAGCAGAUGCGUCUGUGGCAGCCCAAGGGCGCCUGGCAACUGGACAAUGGCGCCCACACCGACGAGGACGGAUGGCAAUACGCCAGCAACUGGAGCAGCUUCGACUGGCGAAUCAAUCCGCGUCCGCUCUUCGAUGUGGUGCGGCGGCGGAAGUGGACCAUCGACUACGUGCUGAGCUUCUCAAAGGAGGCCCGGGGGCCCAAAGUGGAGGCAGGGCCCUCGUGCCCCGCAUCCAUGCUUCCCUCGGAGGCUGGGAGCCCAUCGCGGCGAUCCACCGCGCUGUCGAACUCCAUGCCUCCCUCGGAGCAUCCGAGCCCCAAGCACGCGAGGCCCAAAGCAAAGGCGCCGGCGAGGCAGCCUGUGCACCACGCGAACACCACAAACCACAUGCCGGGCACUGCGAAGGCGAAGGCGAAACAGCGGCCGGGGGCCAUCGCGGCGCGCCAGCUUCACCAGCUUGCUGUUCAGCCUCGUCGGCCCUCGUUCAGCUCGGUGAACUCCAAUGCCUCGGCGCCCGUCUCGGUUGUCUCGGCGCCUGUCUCGGUCGCCUCGGCGCCCGUGUCGGUCGCCUCGGCGCCCGUCUCCUCCUCGGCUCCACGGCCGCAGCUGGUGCUGCCGGGAAGGCCGCAGCCGGUUGUGCGGCCGAUGGGGCGCCCGCAGAGCGUCACGGCCUCGCCAGCGGCCAGGACCAUGUUGUACCCGCCACGCAGCAUGAGCAUGUCCUCGCGACACUCUGCGGCUUCGCCCACGUCGGCAUCACCGAGGUCCUACCAGUGGCAGACGGCCAUGCCGAAGGCAAUGGCCGGGAAGCCGGUGCCCGUGGUGGUGCGAGGACCCGGCUCGUUGCCCGACCGUUUGACAAUGAGCUAUGGAUCAGUGAGUCCUACCUCCAGCCUGUCAGCGCGGCAAGUGAGGCCAUUUCAACCUGCGGUGAUCGUCCAGAGGAAGUAAGGCUCCUGGAGUCAGGUCAAAGAUAUCCUGUCCCAGCUGCUGGCUGAGUUGCUGCGGACCUGCCAGACCCCUGUGUCUUUGGU
This is a messenger RNA of Effrenium voratum, 7934 nucleotides long. NCBI's taxonomy places the organism in Eukaryota, Dinophyceae, Suessiales, Symbiodiniaceae. The record is from the annotation of a GenBank genome assembly.